Cavia porcellus (domestic guinea pig) is the source of this 2426-nucleotide messenger RNA. It is a transcript of the gene Ccn3, whose product is annotated as cellular communication network factor 3. The record is from RefSeq and is a predicted model, not a curated record. Lineage: Eukaryota; Metazoa; Chordata; Mammalia; Rodentia; Caviidae. Gene Ontology annotation, molecular function: integrin binding; heparin binding. Gene Ontology annotation, cellular component: extracellular matrix; extracellular region. Gene Ontology annotation, biological process: cell adhesion; signal transduction. Bases 80 to 1150 code for a protein of 356 amino acids. The transcript is spliced from 5 exons.
GUGCCGCCGCCGACGCCCAGCCGGGCCGGGACCUGGGCCGCGCGGUGCCAAGCGAGCGAGCGCAGCUGCGAAGCCGAGCAUGCGGGGCGAGCGGAGCAUGAGCCUCCCGCUGCAGAAGCGGUGCCUGUGCGUGGCCUUCCUGACGCUGCAGCUGCUGGGCCAGGCCUCAGCCGCUCCGCGCUGCCCCUCCCCGUGCCCGCGCCAGUGCCCCGCGCCGCCGCCCUCCUGCGCCCCCGGGGUGCGCGCCGUGCUGGACGCCUGCGCCUGCUGCCCGGUGUGCGCCCGCCAGCGCGGCGAGAGCUGCUCCGAGCUGGCGCCCUGCGACGGGAGCGGCGGGCUCUACUGCGACCGCAGCGCGGACCCCAGCAACCAGACGGGCAUCUGCAUGGUGCUGGACGGGGACAACUGCGUGUUCGACGGAGUCAUUUACCGCAGCGGGGAGAAGUUCGAGCCCAACUGCCAGUACCACUGCACCUGCCGGGACGGCCAGAUUGGCUGCGUGCCCCGCUGCCAGCUGGACGUGCUGCUGCCCGGGCCCGACUGCCCGGCUCCCAGGAAAGUGGCCGUGCCUGGGGAGUGCUGUGAGAAGUGGACCUGUGGCCCCCACGAGGAGGGCCUGACCAGCCUGGCCCUUCCAGCCUACAGGCCGGAAGCCACGGUGGGAGUGGAGGUGUCUGACUCCAGCGUCAACUGCAUCGAGCAGACCACGGAGUGGAGCGCAUGCUCCAGGAGCUGCGGCAUGGGCUUCUCCACCCGGGUCACCAACAGGAACCGCCAGUGUGACAUGGUGAAGCAGACUCGGCUGUGCAUGGUGCGGCCCUGUGAACCAGAGCCUGAGCAGCCGGCGGAGAAGAAGGGAAAAAAGUGUCUCCGCACGCAGAAGUCGCUGCAGGCCGUCCAUCUGCAGUACGAGAACUGCACCAGCCUGCUGGCCUACAAGCCCAGGUUCUGCGGAGUCUGCAGUGACGGCCGCUGCUGCACCCCCCACAAUACCAAGACCGUCCAGGUGGAGUUCCAGUGCUCGCCGGGGCAGACCGUCAAGAAACCAGUCAUGGUCAUCAGUACCUGCACCUGUCACACCAACUGUCCCAAGAACAACGAGGCUUUCCUCCAAGACCUGGAGCCGAAGAGCAGCACAGGGGAAAUAUAAGAAACACCCACAGCGGCAAACUCCAGCUGCUGCCGACUCACCAUUGAGUGAAGAAAACUUGUCGCAUCCUUCAGUCCUGUGUAUUUUUGUGUGAUCCUAUGAGGUCACUUGUAUCUGUCUUUGGUUUAUUGAGAGAUAUUCGAACUGUAACUCGGAGUCAAGGGAAGCUCAGGAUGUGGCUUAGGGAUGACUUACUUGCCUGUGGUGUUUAUUAUCAAAUGCAAAAUUCCAUACACUUAAGAAGCCAGAUACAUGACUUCCUGUGUAGACUGUAGCAUGUGACACUAUCCUGUUUCAUGGUGCAAUAGUGCCAUUCUAAGAUGUCGCUGUACAGAGUGACACGGUGAGGUCUAGGAUCACACAGAACGUGUCUUCGCAUAGAUACUACCCCAUGUGUGGAGGUCUGGCUUGUUGGGUCCCCACUGGGCUCCCUUUGGUACAGGCCAGCUCUAUCCUUGAAGCCCAAGACCCAGGGAAGCAUACGACUCUGUGUUGAGACUAUCAAUUGUACCAGCCGAGCGCUGGGAGACGCGCUGUCUGCAAUGAUCCAAUGUUUGUUAACAAAGUGGACGGAUGUUGGGACUUUCUCCAUUUCAAAUAAAUUGACUCCUUUCCCCUAGAAAGAAGCACAAUAGUAGACUCCCGAUCCGUAAAUGACGGGCCCUCGUGGCUCUCGUCCUCUCUAUCCUGUAGGCGGCCAAGGCUCACUAGUUUUUUCUUUAAUUCAGCAGAAGCAAAUGAUAUCAGGAGGGAUCUCCUCAUCAGUACUUAAACUGAGACCCAAAGCACUUGGUUGCAACCUUUCACAUGUGCUUUAUGUGGAAUUUUGAAAAAAAAGCAGAGGUAAGAAACAAAAUCAACUUGAUCGUGAUGAUGACAGACCACAAAUUUUGUGAGUGCUUAGAACUACUUAGACAUGCUCCAAACAUAUCCUUAGGUUAUAAUUAUGAAAAGUCCUGAACAAGAUAUACAUAUACAUACAUGCACGUAUCUACUAGCUCAGGCUUACAAGACAGCCUGCAAAAUUAAAUCUGUUCAUUCCCCAGUGUUACCAUAUGUGUUCCAUUUUUUUCUCCUUUAAAGUAUUUAUAAAAAUAUAAAUUAUGCAUUUUGUAAAAUACUCCUUUUAAUGUCUCUACUUGUCAGACACAGCCCAAAAGAGCACGGUAUUGUUACCCGUGUGUGACUCUGUUAACCCUUUUGUGCUUCCAAGUUUGGUAUGGUUAUUUACGGAAAAUAAAAAUCUAUGAACUGAAUAAAGCAUCAGUCAGUGGCA